AUGAACGAAAAUAAGAAGUUGGACAUCAUUCGGAACAUGCUGCAUACCCUACUGGGGGACUCGAACAAAGAAAGGAAAGACGACGAUGAUGUGGAGGAGGAACAAGUACCAGAAGGAAAUAAUAAUCCACUGCACUGCGAUCCACGAGGAGACCACCGCAGCGUUUGCAAAGACACAGAGAAGAAGGAACGAAAGGAGCAAAGGGAAAAAAACAAUUUGAAGAAAAAGUAUGUAGAGAAAUCCAAAGAAGUGAUAUCUUUUUACCGAAAUUACAUGAACAAAUCAGAACAAAAGGAGCUGGAAAAGUAUGCCAAUCUUUACGACAUCGUUUUAAAUAAUGCCUUCGAACAUACAGAAAGGGACAGUAUAGACACGUACAUGUAUUGUAACGUCUUCCCUAUGUUAAAGAAAACGUUUGACGCGUUCGUUGUUUAUGUUGCCAAAUUAAAUGAACAUAAAAAUGAUGAAUGUUACAAACAGGUUAUAAAAAAUUUCGACCCAAUUUUAUUGUUCUCUCAAUAUAUUAUACGCUUGACGGAUGAGGACUUUUCACAAAGUGAUAAGGAGAACAGCUUGUUUGAAGAAGAACUUAGUGGAUGUUUCUCUGCAGGGGGGAGGUUCCAAAAGAAGGGGACUAUUGAAUUAGACAAACUUAUCCAUGAUGAGUUCUUCCUUACCACUGGUGAAGUGCAGACCAAUGGAACUGACCUCGGCCAUACUGAUGAGAAAGAAAAAGACGCCGAAUUGACCCAAGUUGAAAAAGAAAUCAACGAUUUUUACAACAACUAUGACUUAGUCGCGGAAGAGAACAAAUUGAAAAGGCUGCAAAAAAGGAGGGACAUUUUGAAGUCCAUUUAUAGCAAGAAAAACGUUUUAUCAGCCGACGAAAUAGCCUCCUAUAAUUCCUACUAUGAGGAGCGUAUUAAAGUGAGGGGCAAGAAGCUACUACCUGGUAGGCGCGACUCGUCACUCAGCUUGAACUUGGCUUCGACCAACUCGUUUGGAAAUGUUCCUGUGGCGGCUAAUGCGUUUAACAUAACGCUCGAUUUGGAGGAAUCGAAAGGGGGGAGAAGUAGCGAUGCAAACGAGGGUGGAAAACUCCCGAUUCAGCAGCAGGGUCACCCCAAUGUGGACCCUCCUUGUGAUGACGACCCACAUGGAGUCGGAGAAAACCUGGAUGAGUUAAUCAAAGAACUGGAAAGAAGAGAAAGCUCCUACUUCGAAAAGAGGAUCCACUUUGUGCUAGACAAAUGGGUGCGAGAAGAAGACGGACGAAGACUCAUAAUCAACCAAAAGGAUAAAAUAAAACUCAUCUUCGACGAAUUCAAGAAGAAAAACUACACCAUCACAGAUAAAGACAUCAUUCCACUGCUAUUCUUCAUAGACAGAAGAUUAUUUUUAAAUUAUACCCUUGUGCAUCAAUACAAUUUUAACAACUUCUACUACAUAUUUUAUCUGCAUUCAUCUUUUUAUUGUUCCGAUACGAAUAGCAUAACGUUUGAAGAAGUGUGGAGCUUCCUCGUUUCUAACUUGCCUCUAAAUUUUCACCUGUAUAAGGAGAACAUUUUAAUUGGGCUGGAGAAAUUUUACAGAAAGAAAAAAAUGGUCCAAAAUUUUCAGUUCACCAUCACUUUUGUGAGGAACUUCCUUCUCUUUCUUCUGAUGGAUAUGUUUUUACUUCUUUCCCGUUUUUUCAAGCAGGAGUUAAGUCACCACCCCGUUGGGGCUGUUGGAAGAAGUGGGUCCGUUGGAGGAAGCGAGUCCGUUGGGGGCAUUUCCCUAGCGGGCAAUUUUUACCUCCAUAUGGACUCCCUUUCACCCUUCUUCUCCUCCUCCUCCGAGGGGUCCUCCACUGAGGCGUUCUCCUCCACGCAGCGCGACAGCAGCACACAAGUAAUACACCGAAGCGUUGCCCUCCCUGAGGAAGACCCAUCCAAGGAAACACUUACCCCGUUUGCCCCCAGAGGGGACGACCAAUUGGGACUCACACCGAGUGAGAAUAAACCACAAGCGUUACACCCCCAGAGGUACGUAAAAAGAAACCUGAUUCUCCACUUGCUGAUGCUCCUCUGGGGAAUCAACAUAAAGAUGCAUGAGCUGCAAGAGGAGGUUCUCAUUUCGGACGAGUUGUCCACCGAUAUGGAGGGGGAGGCGCCGGACGCGGUGGAUGCGGAUGGUGCGACUGUCUCGAAAAAGCCCUACGAAGACGGACUUGCUCCAGAGGGAGAUGGCAAACCGUUACAUAGAUUGACCUACCAACGGAUUUCCCCACAUCGCAAAAAGGACGCACACGAAUGCACCUGCCGAAGUGACGGGGAAAUGGCAAAAAAGGGAAUUCUAAACAUAAUUUCAAAAAGAAUGGCACCCAAAAAAAGGAGCCUGUCAACAGCCGGCCGGAACAAACAGUACAGUUUGAAAAAAACAUCCGUGGAAGACGCAAUUAGAAGUAAGAAAAAAAUAAAUGAAGAUGAAUUGAAGGAAGAAAAAAAUAGGAAAGAAAAGAAACGAACUCAUGAUAUGUAUACAUUACGAAAAAAGUAUAAAAAAAAAAAUUAUAAAAAAAAACUCUCCACUUUGGUGCAUUCCAUUGUUAAAAAUAUUAAGCCGAGAAAAAAAAAUUAUUACAAUAAGCUCCUUGAAAUGCUGAAUGGCGGUGCGAAGAAGCAGAUCUUUUGGCACCUUUUCCUUUUCCCACUGGAGGGUUAUGACCAAUUUUCGACAGAGUAUGAUGAUAUAGGAUGGACACUGGACGGUGUGGACGGCAGGAAACCCAUGAGCACUGAUGGGUAUGCCACAUUUCGUGAAAGCGCAAUCCGCGGGGGAAGUAACAACCAUUUAGGUGACAGCUUCCACGAUGAUCACUCUUCUGGAAGCACCGAUUCAUUCGCCCCCCCAGGCGGAAUGCACACUUUGAAGGGAGGAGGAGACCCCUCCAGAAUACCCUUCUUCCCAGAAGAUGAGAUUUUCCCGCAAGUGGAAAAUUUCAUUCAAACCUACAUCAAAAAGAGAAGGAAAAAGAGGUCCUCCGACGGGGAUCAUAAAAUGGCGAACACGACAAUGGGGGACACAACAAUGAGGAAAGUAAAAUCAAGUGCCUCUUCCAAAAAAAGUAGCAGCUCAUCCAUCAACCUCUUGUGCAACUUCAAACUUUACAAGAAAAAAUUUCUCAAUAAAUUUACAACGGAGCAUAUAUACCUGCUACUCCUUUUUGUGUGUUACGUUAACAAAACCAUGGACUCUUUUUUCCUGCGGCGCGCAAGUACCAAGGGGAAAUGA
Plasmodium inui San Antonio 1 is the source of this 3276-nucleotide messenger RNA. RefSeq lists its product as hypothetical. The record is from RefSeq and is a predicted model, not a curated record. Bases 1 to 3276 code for a protein of 1091 amino acids. The transcript has a single exon. NCBI's taxonomy places the organism in Eukaryota, Apicomplexa, Aconoidasida, Haemosporida, Plasmodiidae.